AUGGACGCCUUUCAAAACGAGGUCCCUGUGUCAGCUAAGAAGAGUGCGGCCGCAGUAGUAAUUCAGAAGUACAUUCGUAGAUGGCUCGCUCAAAAAGAACGACAACAACGAGUGAAGGAAAAGUUGCAGUAUGAAGCCCGUAUGGAAGAACUGUGCCAGAAUGCAUAUUUGCAGAUGGUUGAUCGUUACCGAAAAGAACAAGAACGAAAACGGGCCAAGGAGUUGGAAGAAGAACAACGACAGAAAUUGGAAAACGCCAGAAAGAAACGCAUGCUCGAAUGUGCGUAUGAAGGCAAGGACAAUGAAAUGCGAUUGUUACUCAAAGAGGUUGUUAUGGAUGAGGAUAACGCCCGUGGGGUUGGAUAUGAUGAUAUCGGUCAAGCAACCAGGUUAAGGCACAAAAUGCAGCUGAUUGAAUGUCGUGAUCCGAAUAAUAAUUCCGCUUUAUCUGAGGCUUGCAUUGGUGGGUCCUUAGCGGCAGUGCUAUUUUUAAUUGCUGAGGGUGCAGAUGUGAACAGCAAAGGACAGUACGGACGAACGCCGCUUUAUCGUGCUGCCUUUGGAGGACACUUCGAAGUGGUUCAGGUCCUUUUACAACAUGGAGCUGAUCCACGCCUGUGUACCGAAGAUGGACAAAGACCGAGCGAUGUGGCCACUGAGGGCACAAUACACGAACUACUUCAGGCGUGGAACAUUGAAGAAACAGACCGCCUUCUCAAACAAAUCAGUUUCUAUCGGAACCAACAGGGUGAGCAGUACAACAAAGGUGCACAAGCGAUGCUUGAAAGUUUGAAACAGGAAACAGAAAAUCUGGAGAAAAAUUAUCAGGUAUCUCAGAAAAAGGUGAUACACGAUGCCGAAUCCCACUUGGAGUCAUUGAAAUUGGAAAUGAACCGAGCACUUGAGCGCCUGCAAGAGGCAAAGCUUGAAUUAAGGAAAGAGCAAAGGAAAGACAAUCGAAACAGCAUUGUGGAUCCUCGACCCGGCAUUGUUUGUUCAUUGCGCGACCUGGACGAUGUUUUAUUCAAGGAUGUUGGUGAUCGGUUGGCAUCAACAGAAAAAUGGCCCCUGGUAGUUGAUCCAACCGAUCAGGCUUCCACCUUUCUGCGCUAUCGUGAUACAAAUUAUUUGAACGUGCUCAACCCUAAACAAAUGCAUUCAGAAACGAUACGCAUUGCUCUGCUCGGUGCGUUGCGUUACGGAAAACCGGUUGUGUUGGAUUUGAUGGACCUGGACAAUACACUGGACACCAUUUGUCGUCGUGCGUUCGAAUCGAUCAAGAACACACUGCUAGAAGAUAUUAUUGGCAAGCGUAUCACUAAUCCGUUUGUGUAA
Molecule: messenger RNA, 1335 nt
Organism: Echinostoma caproni
Lineage: Eukaryota; Metazoa; Platyhelminthes; Trematoda; Plagiorchiida; Echinostomatidae
Source: the annotation of a GenBank genome assembly